Molecule: messenger RNA, 1374 nt
Organism: Musa acuminata subsp. malaccensis (wild Malaysian banana)
Lineage: Eukaryota; Viridiplantae; Streptophyta; Magnoliopsida; Zingiberales; Musaceae
Product: VQ motif-containing protein 22-like
Source: RefSeq, a predicted model, not a curated record
UCUCUCUCUCUCUCUCGUUUCCAAACCCCAUGAAAGAUCCAUGGUUGUUCUCAAACACUUGCCGGCUUUCAACCAAAAGCUCAUCCAAUAAGGCAACGAAGCCGAGAACUCUUCUUGCUCAUCUCUGCUGCUGUCUUCUAAGGAUCCACUGAUAUCCCUUUCUCUCUCUCUCUCUCUCUUCCAUUUCUUGUCUGUUUAAUGGACUCAGCUAAGAGUAGCAGUCUUCAACCGUCCGGGGGUGGCGACGAUGAGUUUGGUUCUCCCGCCGCUCCUCUGUCCGCCUUCUUCCGCUCCAGAACUAACACCUCGGACGCCGCCACCUUGCAACCAUCACCCUACUACUACGGUGACUACCACUUCGACUCGCUCUCCACCCGUCCUUUCACCAGUUUCCCGUCCACUGUAACGUUUUCCUCCUCACCGCCAUCUGCCUCCGUCUCCCAUGGCGCUGGCGUCGGUGCAUCACCGGCGCAACAACUACCUGACCAGUCUAACGUCGCUGCUGCGACACCUGCGACGGAACGGAGCUCUAAGAAGCGGUGCAGGGCGUCACGGCGUGCCCCGACGACGGUGCUCACCACCGACGCCUCCAACUUCCGCGCCAUGGUGCAAGAACUCACCGGCAUCCAGUCCUUCGCGGCCUCCCCCUCCCCUUGCGCCGGCGCUCGCCUUGGCAUCUUCCACUCUGCCGCUGCCUCCCGUUCCUACUCUGACCCUCUGUUGCCGGCGUCAUCUUUCUUGCUCCCUCGCCCCUUCAUGCAGAAGGUCCAGUCUCCUUCCUUCCUUCCCAUCUCUUCUACUUCCCCUGCUCAUUCUAGCUCCGCUGUUACUGCCAUUAAUAGCAUCUCCAAUGCCACCACUAGUAGCGAUGGACAUCGUUCAGCCAGUAGCAAAAGCUACCAACUACGUUCGUCAUCACAUAUUCUUCUGCAGCGAGAAGUAUAUAUGAAGGAGCAACUGCAAGGCGAAGAUAUGAUGGAGGAGAUAAAGAAGAGGUGUAGAUAGCCAAAGAGGAGGAAGAUUGAGUUACUGCUUCAACCUAAUUGGUAUUGGUGUUGACACAAUGAUUAAUGUGCUUACCUUAGCUCUUGCCGUAGAUCUCCAGUGAGAUAGAUAUCACAUGAAGAUUAUAAGAGAUGUGGUGGUGCAAGGCAGUAAUGAGACAUAUAUAUAUAUCUCAUGUGUACCAUGUUCUGAUGGAGUGGGAAUGAUUGGUGAAGAUUGUUGAGGCCUCAUCACAAACUAAAUUGCCUGCUUGCUUCACGCCUGUUUGUGAAGAGCAUCAAAUGCCUAUUUAUGCUGUUGUUUUGUGGUCCUAAAAUACUUUGGGUUGAACUGUGAUGUGAUGUGUGUGUGAAAUGACGUCGGGUUGCU